AUGGAAAACGGCGUUGAUGAGAAGGGUCACACGGCAGCAAAGAAAACCCUGGAGAACGCGCCGCCAAGGAACGACGUCACUACCGACAUGGAGGUUGAGACCAAAGAUGUUGUAAUUAUUCAAGAAGACGUUAAACUGAAGCCUGAAAAGGAAGUCGAAAGUGAAGCUGACGUAGAAAACAGGGAAAUGGAUGUCGACAACAGGGAUACAGAUGUAGAAAACGUUGAGGUGAACAUGGUCGAGGAUUCGGCUAGUGAAGAGGAUGACAUCUGCACCCCACCCGAUGCUGCUAUGGAGGUGAACGUCUCUUGCGAUGACGAAUGCGCAGAGCGUAUGAAGAAAUUUGUCGACUUGCCACGAUGCGAAAGCGACUAUAUGACUGAGGAAGAGGACGAUCCAGAUGACCUUUAUAAGCCGGAAGGCACUAUCUACCUCGACAUUGAUGGGUUUAGUCAAUUUUGUAAAGGAUCACCCGAAACUCAACAACGUCUCUCGAAGCCUGUGUUUGUUCGAGGUCUUCCAUGGAAGAUCUUGGCGAUCCCAAGGGAUGCGGCGAGAGUCGGCACAGGAACUCGGCCUAACAAAGCGCUUGGUUUCUUCCUGCAGUGCAAUGGAGACUCUGAUGCUGUCGCGUGGAAUUGCAUUGCGUCAGCAUCAUUGAAGGUUCUUGGUCAAGUUGAAGGUUUUGAUGAUCAUUCCCGGCGGAUAACUCACACAUUCUAUCCAAAGGAGAAUGACUGGGGGUACUCACAGUUUUUAACUUGUGAUGUGAGCCAUCUAAUAAAUCCAGAUAAUGGUUUCAUAAAGGAUGAUACUAUACGCUUGGUAGUUCAUGUUUCAGCGGAUGCUCCGCACGGUGUACAAAGCAAUCUGCCUCAAUGUUUACUGAACUCUUUCAGAUGGGACAGUAAAAAACAUGCUGGUUAUAUAGGACUCAAAAAUCAGGGAGCUACAUGUUACAUGAAUUCUAUUCUUCAAACUUUAUAUUUCACCACGAAAUUAAGGAAGGUUCGUCCGACUUUUUUUGCUACUGUGGCCACAUUUCAGGCAGUUUACGACAUGCCAGUAUCACAGGAUGAUUCAGAAAAUAAUGUUGCCUUGGCUAUGCAGCGGGUAUUCUAUGACUUGCAGCAUUCGGACCGUCCAGUGGGUACCAAGAAGCUCACUAAGUCAUUUGGAUGGGACUCAUUAGAGACGUUUAUGCAGCAUGAUGUACAGGAAUUGUGUAGAGUACUUCUCGAUAAUCUUGAGAGUAAGAUGAAGAAGUCACCGGUAGAGGAAACAAUUCCAAGUCUGUUUCGUGGUAUUAUGAAGUCCUAUAUCCGCUGUACGAAUGUCAGCUUUGAGAGUAGCAAGGAGGAACCCUUCUAUGACAUUCAACUGAAUAUCAAAGGGAAAAAUAACAUUAUGCAAUCAUUUCGAGAGUAUGUCCAAGUUGAACGUUUGGAUGGCGAGAACAAAUACGAUGCUGGUGACUAUGGUAUGCAACCGGCUGAAAAGGGUGUGAAAUUUGUUUCCUUCCCACCUGUUCUGCACCUGCAGCUGAUGCGUUUCCAGUACGAUGUCACUCGUGACGCCAACAGGAAAAUCAAUGACAAGUUCGUAUAA
Messenger RNA from Angiostrongylus costaricensis, 1608 nucleotides. The record is from the annotation of a GenBank genome assembly. NCBI's taxonomy places the organism in Eukaryota, Metazoa, Nematoda, Chromadorea, Rhabditida, Metastrongylidae.